Molecule: messenger RNA, 3212 nt
Organism: Lactuca saligna
Lineage: Eukaryota; Viridiplantae; Streptophyta; Magnoliopsida; Asterales; Asteraceae
Source: the annotation of a GenBank genome assembly
AUGAACACAAUCAUCAGCAUCCAACACCCUCUGCAGAUUCUCCCACACAUUCUCUUCUUUUUAAGAAAAAUGGGUGAAAGAUUCUUGUCAGCAACUCCCUCUGAUAGAGCUCUUGAACAGGCGAUUGUUGCUUUAAAGAAAGGGGCAUAUAUAUUGAAAUACGGUCGAAGAGGAAAGCCCAAACUAUGCCCAUUCAGGCUAUCAACGGAUGAAAGAACUUUAAUGUGGUUUUGCGGCAAUGAAGAAAAAAAACUGCAACUAAGCUCUGUUACGAGCAUCGUUCGUGGCCAUGGAACUAGGAAACUUCAACCAGAAAGAGAAUGUCAUUCGUUUUCGCUGAUAUACACGAACAACCAAGCUCAAUGCUCUCUUGAUCUGAUAUGCAAGGAUAAAAUGCAAGCAGAUUCAUGGUUUUUAGGCCUAAAAGCUUUGAUAUCAAGGUGCGAAGAUUUCAGACACCCUGAAAAGCAAAGAGUAGCGCAAAGUUGUAUAAACAGUCCUUCUAGUUUCAUCAGAAGAAAAUACAAUCUGGGUAUUUCAAAAGAAACCACCAAAAUGUCUCAGGUGAGAAGCGUGUGUGCAAGCCCAGUUCCAUCGAUGAUAUCCGAUCCAUGUUUCUCUGAUGGACUUUCACUUUCAUCGGAUAGUUUUUAUUCAAGAUCGAGUUUAUCAAGUACACAGAACUUUCCAGAAGGUUUAGCCCCAUAUUCACCUUGCAUGAAAACCGAAGAACCCAAAAAGAACCCGAAAACAAUUACCCGAUUUGGUGCACCCGUUGUUCUACCUCGAGAACAAUCGGACCCACAAAGAACAAAAUUGAACGAUGUUUUAAUAUGGGGAGAAGGUGUUGAAAAUGGCGUCUUGGGUGGUGGUGGUGAUAACAUGGUCAACACAGUCAAUGGUCACAGAAACCAAUCACAAAUGGAUGCGUUGUUACCGAAAGUUCUUGAUUCAGUAAGUAUGUUAGAUGUCGAGAAGAUAUCAUUGGCUGGAAAACAUGGUGUUUUACUGACAAAACAGGGUGAAGUAUUCUGCUGGGGUGAAGGACAAUCGGGCAGGCUCGGGCAUUCCCUCAGCUGCCCGAAAGAAGUUGAAUCCCUUCAUUCCCUUGGAUGCCGUGUGAAAUCGGUUUCUUGUAGCGAGUAUCAAACAUCCGCCCUAACAUUUUCCGGCGAGCUCUACACGUGGGGUGAUAACACCUCCGGUCAAGGUCAAAGUAGCCGGUGGCUCCCCCGCCGAAUCUCCGGCGUACUAGACGGAAUCACCAUAUCAAAAGUUGCUUGUGGAGAAUGGCACACUGCAAUCGUUUCAACUUCCGGUCAACUAUUUACAUUUGGAGACGGGACUUUCGGUGUUCUAGGUCACGGAAACUAUCAAAGUUUGACCGAACCGAAACAAGUUGACUCGCUCGCCGGACUCCGUGUCAAAUCGGUCGCGUGUGGGCCAUGGCACACGGCGGCAGUGGUCGCGUUGAUCACCGGACCACCCAAAUCAAGUUCUCCGGCGGGAAAGAUGUUCACUUGGGGUGACGCGGAUAAAGGAAGAUUAGGUCAUGGUGAUCACAACCCUAAACUCAAACCUACAUGUGUUGUUUCUCUCAUCGAUCAUGAUUUUGUCCAAGUAUCUUGUGGAAGAAUGUUAACCGUUGGAUUAACGAGCACGGGUGCGGUUUUCACGAUCGGAAGCUCGGUUCAUGGGCAAUUAGGAAACCCUAUGGCUAGGGAAAACUCGAUAACCCUAGUUCAAGGCAAGUUGAAGUUCGAAUUUGUUCGAGAAGUAGCAACGGGUUCUUAUCAUGUUGCGGUUUUAACAUCCAAAGGAAGUGUUUACACAUGGGGUAAAGGAGCAAAUGGGCAAUUAGGGUUAGGUGAUACGGCGGAUCGAAGCUCACCGACUUUAGUUGAGGCUUUGAGAAAUCGACAAGUGGAAAGCAUCACUUGCGGGUCGGGCUCGACCGCUGCGGUUUGCGUACAUGAACCUAUAACUUGCGGACUCGAACAAUCGGGUUGUCGAGGUUGCAAUACGGAGUUCGGGUUCAUGAAGAAAAGACACAAUUGUUACAAUUGUGGUCUCUUGUUUUGCAGUGUAUGUACAAGUAACAAGAGUAAGAAAGCGUGUUUGGCACCUAAUGAGAAUAAGUCUUUUCGGGUUUGCGAUUCUUGCUUUAAGGGUCUUGAACGGAGUAGUUUGAAUUUGGGUCAAAUUGUGAAGAUUGAAGAUCUUACUCCAAGACCAUUAUUGAUUAAAACAUUUUCUGAAGAAACGGAUGAUCAAUAUACGGGAACUCCAUAUAAAACAGGUUUGGAUUUGAAAUUGUGUUCUUCAUUGAUGAAUCAAACACCAAGAUGGGGACAAGUUUCUUCACCCGCAUCUUUUCGAAAGCAUUGUCAAGAAGAGUCAUCUUCGAAUGUUGAUUCUCGUAUUGCUAGUCGUGUAAACAAGAACCCACAAAGUGUUGAGAAGACCACAAAACGUAAUGGAGCCAAAGAAGUCAUUAAGGCAUUGACAUCAAGGCUACAUUUAAUGUCUCCAAGAGCUUUUAUGCGAAAACAAACGAAAGCUCACCUAGAUACACCAACAAUGAGUGCUAUGAGGGUGCCUUGUGAUAUUGAGGUCAAAGACCUCAUUGAUCCGUGUGAUUCGGCUCGUGUCCCGACUUUGCACAAUGAUGUGUGUGUUCUUGGUGGUGACACGAGACCAUCUGAUGAACCCGUUGUUAAACCAAUAGUUUCUGGACAAAUUAACAAAGUAAAGCAAAAACAUGAAUGGAUGGAACAAUAUCAACCCGGUGUUUACAUCACAUUCAUCAUGUUGACAACCGGUCAAAAAGGGAUCAAGCGAGUCCGAUUCAGUAGGAAAGUGUUUAAGGAAAGGGAAGCAGAGAAGUGGUGGGAAGAUAACCAGCAAAAAGUAUAUGACAACUACAAUGUUGAUGGCUACAUAAACUCAUAUUAGGUUUUAAUGAAAGGGGUUAAAAUGAAAAUGGUAACGUUGAUCGGGUCAUAUUAACAGCAGUGAUACGUGAUCUUGUAUAAUUUUUGUGGAGAAAUAUCGGUAUAGAAAUGUAUAUGUUUGGCAUGUGUACGCCAUAUAUAAGUUGCAUUUAGUGAGCUACCACUACAUUUUACAAGAAAUCAUCAUAUUACAAGAAAACCAAAAUAGUGAAAGACAUGAUCAUAAAAGUUAGCCCACAGAAACAUGUAAAUUGUAGU